Molecule: messenger RNA, 2014 nt
Organism: Meloidogyne enterolobii
Lineage: Eukaryota; Metazoa; Nematoda; Chromadorea; Rhabditida; Meloidogynidae
Source: the annotation of a GenBank genome assembly
UUAUAAAAUGGGCAACAUCUUUUCAACUAAUAGAUCUAUUAGCUCUUUAUCUUCUGUAAUUGAACAUAUUUGUGGAACUUCAUCAAACAUGCCUAGUAGAAAAAGAAAAGCUUCGCUUAAUGAAAAUGUUUCUGAUAUUGAACCAAAACGAUUUAAAUUAAAUACUCCCGAUUAUGUUUAUCAAAAGCUUUUCGUCGAAGGUCUCAAUUCAGACAUCCAAAUCCAUGCUCUUGGGCAUACUUGGCGAUUACACAAACUUUAUCUUGAGCAAUGUCUCAAUAAUGUGUUUGCUUCACUUUACAAUAAUGAGAUUGAAAUUGAUGAACAAUACAUUUCCAGUAUUUGUGGAGCUGCGUCAAUGUUGAAUUUGGAAAGUGUGUUAGAAAAAUGUCAAAUACAACUGGCCGACUAUUUACGCGACAAAGAAAAACUUUUGAUUUGUCUUCGUCUUUCCGAUCGUUAUGGCUUUGUUAAAAGAAUGAAAGAGGCUAUUAAUGUUCUCAAAUACAUGUUUUGUCAUUUUUGUUUGGAUGAAACAUUUUUACGUGGAUUACAAAAAUCUUGGCUUGUUACUUUAUUUUCUCAACAAUUUGUUUGUGUACGCGAAAGUGAAAUGGAUUUGUAUCGUGCAAUAAGAAAUUGGAUUUAUCUCACUGAAUGUCCAUAUGCUCGUUUAGGAGAUGAAAAGUCAAUUGCUCUUUUCUUCGAAUCUUCAUUUUUUAACCGGCACAAAUACUUUGACUUGUUACGACUUUUAAGAGUUUCUCAUCUAGUCUCACUUCAAUCAAAUUUGAAAUUGAUUAGAGCUGAUGGAAUUAUUCCCAGGAAAUUACUAAAAAAUGUAAUUUGUGACCAAUGGCAAAUGUUACUUCGAUCUGAAGAGACAACCACAGGAUUCCCAGAAGUAAUAGAUGACAACGAAUUUUACGCCAGUUGUUAUCGUUUUGGACGUACAGGUAUUAGUCCUCUUUCAAGAAUAACUUGGCGUAGGUUGGGAUAUUUCUUUGGUGUUGAUUUGCUUGCGACUUAUGAUCAAGGCUAUUUACGUCUAGCAAGAAAUGGCUCAAUGGCUCCAACACAACAUCAACUUUCAGUAAAACAUGUUGACAUAAUGAAAUUACAUUACAGAUGUAUUGUUUGUGCAGAUAAUGGAGCUGUUUUAUUGGAUACUCAAAAACAGUCUAAAACUUUUAAUCUCGACAGGAAUGUAGAAUUGGGCAAAUUUAAAUUACCAUCAAAUGGUCAAAAGAUUUCUAUUCAUUUUUUCUUUCUUCCAUUUGCGCCGAUUCAUCAACCAACUUAUUAUUGGGACGAAUUGAUUUCUUGGAGAGGCGGGAAUUGAUGGCAAAAGUUUUGUUUUAUUUUCAAAAAUUACCUCUGAUAGAGUGUUGUCAUGAUCAAAGGAAAGGUUUUUUUGUUAGAAUUUUUAAAUUAAUUUUUAAUAUCAAUAAUAAUAUUCCUAUUCUAAAAUUUAUGGCCAAUUUCUCUUAAUUAUAACGAAUAGUUUUAUGCUAUUUCUUUCAAAGCUUUAAUUGUUAGCUUAUUAUAGAAUAGUUUUUUCUAGAAAAUUUUUACCUUUUGAAAUUAUUCUCGAAAUAAUUUUAUUAAAAAUUUUCAUUCUUUCGUCCAUUAGAUUUAAGCAUGUUUCUAAUCACCAAAAAGAUUUUAAAAAAAUUUUUCGUUGCCCUCGCAAAAAAUUUCUAUUGUUUUUUUACUUUAUGCCUGUCAAUACUCUUUUUCGCUAUUCACUUUCUAAAAAUUAUAUAUCUCAUUUCCUUCUUUUUAAUUUUAAAUUUAAAUCUCAAAAUAAAAUUUUUAAUUUACUUGAAAAACAAAAAUAAAGUUUUAUUUUUAAAAAAUAAUUAUUUUAAACGGGUAUACUACACGCAGCAACAGCUGAGGAAUGAUGAUGAUUUUCUGAAUUUUUUCUAUAACCUCUUCCACCAUUGUUAGUGGAAGUAGGCAUAUUGAAAGAAUUGAGUACAAUUGUUUGUCCGCCUCUGUAGUGCUCCUU